AUGUCGACGCCAAACGAAACAGCGACGAACCCUUUUGACGCAAUAACGCCCCCGAUAAAGGGUAAAGAGAAGAAAAGAGUGGGCUGGUCGCAGGGAAAUUCAACGCCACACCAAGCACAAUCUGUUCCGGGCUCGGCUGGAGAAGGCGGCGGAGCUGGCCGGUCGCAGGCCGGCCAUGCGUCCCACGACGAAGACCGGACCUCACACGACGGCGUUGACCACCACGAACUGACACGGGCUCUCACGCGAAUCCUUAGCAACGAGAAGCUACAGCGUGGCACCGAAAAUUCACCACCUGGCGAACAAUCAGGUGCUGCCGCAUCGAGCCACCCACCGCACGAGCCGGCCCUUUCUCCGGUUCCGGCCGUGACUGUUCUUGCUGAGCCAACACCCCCGUACUUCCCACCGGCCCGGCAACAACAGCAAGAACAGUCUGAAAAGGCUGCACGAGAGCGUGCCGAUCGUCUUGCCCAAAGUGUUGAAAGGGACUACUCGAAUCCUGCGUCGCGAGCUGAGUCUGUAGCUGGCGGGUCAGGCGGCGACGACGACGACGAAGAGGCAGCUGCAGCCGAAGGAGCGCUCUUUGGAUUGCGGCGGCGGCGGUGGAGAAGCGGCACGAUCAGCGGCAACGGAGUCCGCGACCACGACGACGACCAUGACGAGGGGCGUAUUGAUGGUCACGACAACGAAGACGAUGAAGAGCACCAAGAGAUCGACCCUCAUAUGGCCGCCCAAACCUUGGUUCGGUCGCACACGCGAGGACAUGUUCCCAAGGCGGCCAUUCUUUCGCAACAGGUGACGGACGACACUGGUUUCCAUUACGACGCAGCCAUGGCACACUCGGGCAACUCGACCCCCGGCAACACGUUUGGGCACGACACUGAGGAAUAUGUACCGCCACCAAACAAGUACAACGGCGGGAUUUUGUCGUCGCUCCUCCGCCUGUACAACCACCCGAAUGCGUCCGCCAGCAACAGUGCCGCCAAUUCUGAGCGCAGCACGCCCACUGGGACGCCUGCUUCGUCUCGGCCUCCGUCCCCGGGUCCUGGCGAUGGCACCGAGACACCGAAGCGACGCAGCGGAUUCUUUGGAAAAAAGGUCGGCAAGCCUCACGAACACGACGGAACCCACACUCCCAAAACCAAAGGCCAACCCUGGGGCGUUUUCCAUCCAAACCACAAACACUCCCACUCCACGACGAGUCUCACGGCUGGCCUCCUCGGGACAUCGUCCAUUUUGGCGUCGACGGGCUCGGCCGGCAUUGGCCAGGCGGUGACAGAGCGGGUCAAGCGUGAACGACCGCCUCUGAAGCGCAACCGCCACUCAGCGAGCAGCAUCUUCACGACAGGGUCACCCAAGUUCCGCGAGGGCAGCAAUGGUGGAGGCGGGCGCCGUCGCCGCCGCGAAGAAGAGCAGAUGCGCAUCACGAAGCACAUUGCAGAAGUGCUUUCUCGGCACCGCUAUCUAACCCUGUUGUGUCGAGCCCUGAUGAUGUACGGUGCCCCGACGCAUCGCCUCGAAGACUACCUCAAGAUGUCGGCUCGCGUAUUGGAGAUUGAAGCGCAGUUCCUCUACAUUCCGGGCUGCAUGCUCGUGAGCUUUGAUGACAGCAGCACGCAUACGGCCGAGGUGAAGCUGGUCCGGGCACCGCAGGGCGUCGAUCUGGGCAAGCUCAGUGAUGUUCACGCCAUCUACAAGGAAGUCAUUCACGAUCAUAUCAGUGUGGACGAGGCCAUAUCACUGCUCAACGGCAUCACGAGCAAGCCGCCAAAGUAUAAAGUCUGGAUGCGCAUUCCCGUGUACGGACUGGCGUCGGCAUGCGUAGCACCUUUUGCCUUUGGCGGUCGCUUCAUCGACAUUCCCAUGUGCUUCGUCCUUGGUUGCGUUGUCGGGAUGCUUGCGCUCAUUGCCGCACCGUCCAAUGCCUUCUACUCGAAUGUUUUUGAGAUUACGGCCGCUGUCAUCACCUCCUUCCUCGCGCGCGCAAUCGGAUCCAUUGCAGGCGGCAAAAUCUUUUGCUUCUCGGCACUCGCCCAGUCGGCCAUUGCGCUCAUUCUGCCGGGCUACAUGGUCCUUUGCAGCAGCCUGGAGCUGCAGAGCCAGAAUAUUGUGGCUGGCUCUGUGCGCAUGGUGUAUGCCAUGAUCUACACGCUCUUCCUCGGUUACGGCAUCACCAUUGGCACGGCCGUCUACGGCGCGAUUGACAGCACCGCGGUCAGCACCACAAACUGCACCGAUUCGCUCUCGCGGCCGUGGUACUUUUUGUUUGUGCCGUUCUUCACCAUCUGCCUCUGCAUCAUCAACCAAGCCAAGUGGAGACAGAUGCCCAUAAUGGUCCUGAUUUCCUUGGGCGGCUUUGCUGUCACCUCCUACGCUUCGAGCUACUUCAGCAACAACGCCCAGAUUCCGAACUCGCUGGGUGCGCUGUGCAUUGGUAUCUUGGCCAACGUGUAUGCACGCACCAGCCCGUACUUUGAGCGCUACGUUGCGCCUCUGCGCGCAAAGUACUUUGCGCCGUUGGCCUCAUCCAUCGGCCGUCGCAAGAAGCGUCUGUCGCGCCGCGAUGGCCAGGGCGCCGGCGACGACUACUUUGAUAUGCCGCCGUACCGCAAAGGCGAGGAGUCGCGUGCCGAGGAGGGCGCCAUCCGCCUCACCAAGUCCAACAGCAGCGGCAACGAGCGGACGGCCGCCGAGAUGGAUGCGGACAAAGCAAAGGCCGAGAAGAAGGCACCGGGCAGCCACGAGGUCAUUGGCUACGGCCUGGCCGCGGCGGCCAUGCUGCCGGCCAUUUUCGUGCAGGUGCCGUCGGGCCUGGCGGUCAACGGCUCUCUGCUGUCAGGCAUUAACGCGGCCAAUGAUCUGACAGGCAACUCGUCGACGUCGCAUGGCUCGGGCAACAGCACCGACAGCAGUGCCAUCAAUAACGUGUCCUUUACGGUGCUGCUCAGUGUCAUCCAGGUGGCCAUUGGUAUUACAGUGGGACUGUUCUUUGCGGCCAUCAUCGUGUACCCGCUGGGCAAGCGGCGCAGUGCCCUGUUCAGUUUCUGA
Molecule: messenger RNA, 3048 nt
Organism: Sporothrix schenckii 1099-18
Lineage: Eukaryota; Fungi; Ascomycota; Sordariomycetes; Ophiostomatales; Ophiostomataceae
Exons: 1
Coding region: 1-3048 (1015 amino acids)
Biological process (GO): transmembrane transport
Molecular function (GO): transmembrane transporter activity
Source: RefSeq, a predicted model, not a curated record